AUGUCUGGACAUGCUGUGGUCGUGUGGGAAUUCGAAAUAAGAAACGGAUACUGGAAGCCCUAUAGCCCCGAAGUUAGCCAGCAUCUGGAAAGAGCAAAUGCCAAACAAUUAACGAGAGUUUUACUCUCAGAUGCUGACCCAGCUUUACUAAACUACUUUGUAAAUUUACGAACUUUAACGCAGGAAAAUGAAGAUUCCGAUGUUGUUGUGCCAGUUAGAAGAAAAUGUUACCCCCCUUCAUCGCCAGCUGGGAAAGGGGCAAAAUGGGAAUGUGUUGGUACGGACCAUGGGAAUGACUGGCAUGCUUUCGACAUGGAUAUACAAUGUCUAAUUGAGGAGGCAUGGGCUAGAGGUGAUCAAACGAUAGAUAUGAGCAAAACUCGUCUAGGUUUUCCCUAUGUGAUAAACUUCAACACUUUAACUCAAAGAUGGUUGACAAAUGGCUACAUAAGAAGUGUGAGAAGGAUAAAAUUGGCCCCAUACCCACUAGUUAAGGUUAGGUUAGAAGAAUUGGUGCCAGUAACAGGGAGAAGAGCAAAUGAUGUAAGAAAAUCGGCUAGAAACAAUGUAAAUCAACAAAAUCCAAGUCAGAAGAUUAUUGGGAGUAGUGCUGCUUUAAAUUCAACAGAUGCCAGUAAAAAGGGGAAUAGUAAGAAGAAGACUAAUGGAAAGAAUAAGAAUGGGAAUGAGACCACUCCAGCUAACUUGGCAAGGGCAAUAUUAAACAAUUUAAAUAUAUUCGGUAACAAAUCUGGUAACGCGCCCUCGGUAACAAGUGAAAAUAGAACGCUCUUGGAUGCGGAUAGCAGCAGUACUAAAUCGGGUAGAAGGCCGAGUUUGGACACCGUUUCCACGUAUUUAAGUCAAGAGAGCCGCGAAAGUCAGGCUACAGCUUCGACGGCAGAUUUGCUGAAUUGCACUGCGGCUGAUCUCCUGAAUUGCAGCUCGAACAGCGAUGACGGAAUAGCGUCAGAGGGGUUGCCUUCAAUUGUUGGCAUAGACCCGGCCAGCGCCAUAAUCUCGCGCUUCGUGCGCGUGUCGAAACCCAGCGAAUGGGCGCCGCGACAGCCGUGCCCCCUCUGCCGGCAGCCGCUCAAACCGAGCGUGUGCGUGAUCGCGUUGCCGUGCAACCACGUGCUGCACCUCGACUGCCUCAACUACGCGCUGACCGAGCAGCAGGACGCGGGCGCGCUGCUGCACAUCCAGUGCGCCGUUUGCGGGUGCAUCUACGGAGAGAAGCACGGCAAUCAGCCCCCCGGAAGCAUGGAGUGGGGGGUGAUGGACAGAGCGUUGCCCGGCUUCCAGAAUUGUCGGACCAUACAAAUCGUGUACAACAUCCAAUCGGGAAUCCAAGGUCCGGAUCAUCCGAACCCAGGUCGCGAGUACUACGCCGUGGGCUUCCCCCGCAUCGCCUACCUCCCCGACAGCCCCAAAGGUCGCAGGAUACUGCGCCUGCUCAACGUGGCGUGGCAACGCCGACUGAUAUUCACCGUGUCGCGAUCUCACACGACCGGCUGCGAGGACGUCGUGGCGUGGAACGUGCCGCACAAAACGGAGAUCGGUCCCAGCAACAGCAACCACAGCUACCCCGAUUCCGGCUAUUUGAAUAGAUUGAUAAGGGAGCUGGAAGCCUUGGGCAUUGUGGAGGAAGGGGUCAGGAGAUGA
Messenger RNA from Brassicogethes aeneus, 1665 nucleotides. The record is from the annotation of a GenBank genome assembly. NCBI's taxonomy places the organism in Eukaryota, Metazoa, Arthropoda, Insecta, Coleoptera, Nitidulidae.